ACGAUCUAUCAAGGGCAGCUAGAGGUCCACGAGAAGGAUCCUUGAAAUUGGCCUAUAAAAAGGUAUAUUAGUCAGAUGUUGAUGAGCAUAGCACCAUUCAGAUUAACAAAUCCAAGAGCGUGCAGACAAGGAGAUAAUGAAGUCUAUCUCUGCAUUCUUGCUUCUCUUUUCUCUGUUCCUGCUUGUGCUUGUCAACCUCAGCGAUGCCAGAAGAGACCCAGGAGACUACUGGAAAAGCAUAAUGAAAGACCAACCCAUCCCAGAAGCAAUCAAAGGCCUUUUGCAUCGAGAUCUUCCAUAUGCCUCUGACGCCAGGGAAAAUGUUCAUUUUCUUAAAGAUUUUGACGUUACUCCUAAUGCUAUUAUAUAUCAUGCCCACGUUGAGGAUAAAGAAGAGAAGAAGCCAGCUUUUGUCGAGGACUUUGAACAAAAGAGCCACACAGAGCUGAAUCUGUUCUAGGGCUGAAUCUAUAUUGGCUGGUUUACAAUAUCUUGCUCUGUUGUUGAAAUAUUAGCAAUAGUUUCUAUAUAAUGGUCUUUGGCAAAGUUUCUUUGGAGCUUUUAGUUCUCUUUGCAAGAUUGUGAAAAUCCUUUAGAAAAGCUAUAAAUCCUGAAAAUAAUUCAAUACUAUUAUGAAUGUUAUUCUUCCCAGAAAA
Molecule: messenger RNA, 656 nt
Organism: Juglans microcarpa x Juglans regia
Lineage: Eukaryota; Viridiplantae; Streptophyta; Magnoliopsida; Fagales; Juglandaceae
Product: organ-specific protein P4
Exons: 3
Coding region: 137-460 (107 amino acids)
Source: RefSeq, a predicted model, not a curated record